Molecule: messenger RNA, 2605 nt
Organism: Helianthus annuus (common sunflower)
Lineage: Eukaryota; Viridiplantae; Streptophyta; Magnoliopsida; Asterales; Asteraceae
Product: receptor like protein kinase S.2
Exons: 6
Coding region: 86-2188 (700 amino acids)
Biological process (GO): protein phosphorylation
Molecular function (GO): protein kinase activity; ATP binding
Source: RefSeq, a predicted model, not a curated record
AAUGAUUAUACAUGUACUAACACCAUCUUCAUUCUCCACCUAGUUUAUAUCCGUAAUUUUCAUCAUAUAAGUCUAUAAUAUAAUCAUGUCGUCUCCAAGCACUCACGGACUUGAAUCAUCCUCAUCCGUAGAGGCGCCACAAUUGUGUCGUCAGUUUACACUUUCCGAGAUUCAGGUAGCAACAAAAAACUUUGACGAAUCAUUAGUAAUCGGACGAGGAGGAUUUGGCAAAGUUUACAAAGGAAACGUCACAUAUGGGACAACUCUUAUGACAGCCGCAAUAAAGCGGCUGGAUUCAACUUCCAAUCAAGGAGCACUGGAAUUUUGGGCUGAAGUUAAGAUGCUUUCUAACUUAAGGCACUGUCACUUGGUGUCGUUGAUUGGUUAUUGCAAUGAUGGGCAAGAGAUGAUUCUUGUUUACGAGUAUAUGCCCCAUGGAACUCUUGAAGAUCAUCUCCACAAACGUGUAACUUCUCUAACCUGGAUGAGAAGGCUCCAAAUAUGCAUAGGAGCCGCUCGGGGGUUAGAUUACCUUCACACAGGUACAGGUAUUAAGCAUGGAGUUAUACAUCGUGAUGUUAAGCCGUCAAAUAUAUUGUUAGAUGACAGUUGGGCGGCUAAGAUUUCAGAUUUUGGAUUGUCUAAAAUAGGUCCAAUAAAUCAGCCAUGUACAUAUGUGAACACCGUGGUGAAAGGCACAUUUGGAUAUCUAGAUCCGGAUUAUUUUUCAAUGGGUAGGCUCACAAGAAAGUCUGAUGUGUUUGCCUCUGGGGUUAUACUGUUUGAAGUAUUGUGUGGGAGAAAAGCUAUAGAUAAAAGUCUUGAUGAGGAGCAAUGGGGUUUGGUAAGAUGGGUUCAAGACUCUAUUGAAGAAGGUAGGCUAAAGCAAAUUGUUGAUUCCAAUAUAAGGGGGAGAAUAUCCCCUAAAUGUUUAAAAGAGUUUGCUCAACUAGCCGAGCGGUGUUUGCAUAGCCAUCCGAAGCACCGUCCUACGAUGGCCCAAGUUGUGGUGGGUCUUGAGUAUAUUCUAGCCUUACAGGAGAAAGCAAACAGUGCACUGAAGCCUGCAGGCAGGACAAUAUUCGGGAAAAAGAUACCCGUGUUUGUCUUUACAUCCAGUGGGGAAAACUCAGAUGGAAGUAUAAGUUUGAAAUCCUUGAGGUACCACCUUGAUACAAUUCAAGGUGAAAACCACAUAUUUCGUCGGUUUGAUUUUGAUACAAUCCAAGUUGCAACUGAAAACUUCUCUGAAGCUAAUAGAGUUUUUCAACUUCGAUUUAAUUCCAUGUACAAGGGAAGACUACAAAAUGGACAAGAUAUAGCAAUUGCUGAAUCAUUUUCCAAUAGAUUUAUAGAAAAUCAUAUGCGCGAGGCAUCCAUACUGGUGAAGUGUGAGCAUGAGAAUUUGGUCAAGAUGCUUGGCUAUUGCUUUGAAGGAACGAAAGUGUUUUUCAUAUAUGAGUUUGCAACUAAUGCGAGCCUUCAUCACUUGCUACAUGAUCCUAUGUGUAUUCAGUUGGAGUGGAAUAAACUGUACAGAAUAAUACUAGGUGUUGCUAGGGGACUUGUUUACCUUCACAAGCAUGCUCCCAUACCGAUCAUACAUGGUAAUGUAAGACCAGGGAACAUUCUUUUAGAUGAAAGUUUCGACCCCAAGCUAUCAGAUUUGCGGUUCGCAACAGCAGUCAACGAGACUGACUGUGUUCAUGUUAAUGCGGUUUCUGGGACCCUUGGUUACGGAGCACCUGAGCAUUUGAUAUACGGAGUUUUGUCAACCAAGGCAGACGUAUAUAGUCUUGGUGUGUUGAUUUUGGAUACUAUGACUGGGCUUGAUCAGAGGUCGUACGCUUUUCGGUCCACCGAAUAUCCUUCCCUCCUUGAAUAUGUACAGAGAAAUUGGUUGGAAGGAACACUUUCAAAUACAAUCGAUCCCAGGAUGGAUGUGGAUUCAAAUUCUAUCACAAGAUUUUUGGAGAUUGGAUUGUUGUGUGUUCAACAAGAUUCGGCGGAUAGGCCAACAAUGGAGGAAGUUGUUGCCAUGCUUCUUGGCAGCUCAUCUCUCACUCUGCCUGUGUCGAAAAUGCGAGCAAUGGUUACAAGAGAGCGUUCAAGCAGUAGUAACGCCCCUGUUGAUGAUUACGAUACUAGUGCAGUUGAGGAAUUUAUAUCAGAUUUAUCCCCCAGAUAGCCAAGCACUAUUUUUAAAACACUGUACUUGUUGGGCUCAGGGAAAACCGUUUCAUGGCUUGUCAGGCUGUGUUGAAGGCAGAAUUAGGGAAAGUCGCUAAGCAUGAAAAAGCUUGUGCUGAGAACCAACAUAUCUUCAUUCUCUUUGUCUUUGAUACUUUUGGGCCCCUUGCCUCGUUCACAACAAUUUCUCGACGUCGAGAACCAGAGUUGUUUUGUUUUCGGUAGAAUUGGGUUUGCUAAAGGGGUUGCGGCGCAACUUGUUGUCCGUUUACCUCUCAUUGUUAUGUAAGUUUCCAAAAAUAUUUAUGCAUGAAACUUAAUAGGUAAUAAAAAACAGUGUAUCGUACUACCAAACUUCCUAUUUUAUGAUGUGAACUGUUAAUUUAUUACUAUUUAGUGAGAAAGUUAACUCAAA